UAUGAGACGGUCAUUGACGCGAAAAAGUUGGGAUGCGGAGUAGUAUUUUUUAUUAAUUACAUCAGACGACGACAGCGCGCUAGAGUGAUCUAUGGAAGCUCCGAAGUCACAGAAGCCGAUUCUUCUGAUUUCUCUGCUUAUAUUUUCCGGCAUUUGCGUUAGAAACACUCUCUCAGAAGGAGUCACACCCGAGGAAGCUAAAGAGCUCCGAGAUGAGGUGCGGGAAAUGUUUUAUCAUGCCUUUAAUGGGUAUAUGGAGCAUGCUUUUCCACGCGAUGAGUUAAAGCCUUUAUCAUGUGAGGGAGAAGAUACACUUGGUGGCUAUGCCUUGACACUGAUUGAUUCAUUGGACACAUUAGCUUUGCUUGGGGAUCAAGAGCGUUUUACUACUUCUGUUGAGUGGAUUGGUAAAAAUAUCCGAUUUGAUAUUAACAAAACAGUUUCUGUUUUUGAGACUACAAUUCGGAUUCUAGGAGGCCUGCUUUCUGCUCAUCUCAUUGCAAGCGAUUACAAUACGGGAAUGAAGAUCCCCUCAUAUGAAGAUGAAUUGCUUUAUUUGGCUGUGGAUGUAGCGCAGAGAAUGUUGCCUGCAUUUGAUACUCCUACAGGGAUACCUUUUGGGUCUGUGAAUUUGUUGCAUGGAGUUGAUGAUAAUGAAAGCAAGAUAACAUCUACAGCUGGCGGCGGAACUCUUAUAUUAGAAUUUGGUGUGCUUAGCCGCUUAACAAACAAUGCUGUUUUUGAACAAGUUGCAAUGAAAGCGAUUCGGGGGAUAUGGGCUCGCCGAUCAAAGAUUAAUUUGGUUGGUGCACAUAUUGAUGUUUUUACUGGUGAAUGGACACAAAAGGAUGCUGGAAUUGGUACAAGUAUAGACUCCUUCUAUGAGUACCUUUUGAAGGCUCAUAUAUUAUUUGGAGACAAAGAGUAUCUAUUCAUAUUCCAGGAAGCAUACAAAGCUGCGAUGAACUAUCUAUAUAGUGACCCCUGGUAUGUAGAAGUAAAUAUGAAUUCUGCUGCUCUUGUAUGGCCAUUAUUUAACAGUCUGCAGGCGUUCUGGCCAGGUCUCCAGGUUUUAGCUGGGGACAUUGAACCUGCCAUUCGAACACAUGCUGCUUUCUUUAGUGUCUGGAAAAAAUAUGGAUUUACUCCAGAGGGCUUCAAUCUUGCCACACUCAACGUUCAACCAGGUCAGAAAAGUUACCCACUGCGUCCAGAAUUAAUUGAGAGCACGUAUUGGCUUUAUAAAGCUACAAGGGAUCCCAGAUAUCUUGAUGCUGGAAGGGACAUACUUGCAAGCUUGCAGUAUGGUGCACGAUGCACUUGUGGAUAUUGUCAUAUAUCGGAUGUCGAGUUUCACAAACAAGAAGAUCGCAUGGAGAGCUUCUUCUUAGCAGAGACUGUGAAAUAUUUAUGGCUACUCUUUGAUUUGGCUGCUGGUCCAGAUAACCUAGUUGAAAAUGGCCCAUACAAGUACAUUUUCAGUACUGAAGGUCACUUGUUGCCUGCUAGUCCUCGUAUAUCUCUUGGACAUGAGCAUUGCUCAUACCUUGGAGCAUACUGUAGAAACAAAGAUCAUGAGCCAAAUGUGCACACUUCAUACACUGUAGAAACCAAUUAUACUGGAUCCUAUCAUCCUUCCACUCCCAGUUUCUUGUCAAACAACCGCUAUAAAAAAUCUCCACCCAUGUCUGGCAUGGCUAAGGGACUCUGCCUGGGUCUUACGCAUGGGCAAAGAUAUGGCAUAUCAUAUGUGACCUCUACGGAUCCGAUUGUAAAUGAGGAGCAUUCAAGCCAAACGGAGAGUGCUGCAACUCAGGGAAAUUCAUUGGUACUAGUUACUAACCCUGAUGUUGACGACUCUCAAACAAGUGCUCAAACUAACCAGGACAGUGAAAUGAUACUUACUGAGAGCCAAACAGAGUGACUUUUCGUGAGAAUGAAUAAGAUUGGGGUAGCUGGUUAAACCUUUCAAAGAAGGCAGCAAAAGAUAACUUUGGAAGGAACCUAUCAUGCCAAAACUAGUAAGCACAAGGCAGACUGUUCGAGUAACAGAUCAUACUUGUAAUAUCCAGCUCUCCAAUACUGGGUUGUAGAUCUCUUUCUGAUAUAGAACACCAUCGAGAUCUGAGGCUGAGAAUUGGCUUUUGCUCAUCACAGGGAAAAAUUUGCAACUAUUUAUCCUAGUCGCUACCCGAUUCUUUAAUUUCAUUAUAGAUUUUUGUACCGCAGUGACUUAUAUUCUUUUGUUUAGGUGAUGACUGGUAGAUUUGUUCAGUCAUCUGAUGUCUGAUGUACAAUGUAACUUGAAUAGGUAGGAUGCUGGAUUACAUAUUCACACAUGGUUGAGAUUACAGAAGCGGCUUUUGUACUUUCCUGACAAAUUUGAACUCUACUAGAUACUUGAAAGUUAUUCUCCCUCCAUAGAUCCAUUUCCAUGACGGGUGGGACAACCCAUGAAGAUUCUCUUGAUUUUAGAUCUGAGUUGUGUGAGUAGUAUAUUCAUUUUCUUUUGACGUAAUGGGAGUAGCUUUAGAUGGGAUAUUAUUGUCUUUCUGUAUGCUAGUAGGUUCCUAGACUGGAGUACUGGACUUUCAUUGGUGCAGCAAAAUGGAACAAACCGUGUUGGGACAGUGUAUUUGGUUAACAAACCGUAUUUAGUUAUAUCGUUUCCACCUGGCC
This is a messenger RNA of Cuscuta epithymum, 2679 nucleotides long. The record is from the annotation of a GenBank genome assembly. Lineage: Eukaryota; Viridiplantae; Streptophyta; Magnoliopsida; Solanales; Convolvulaceae.